This is a messenger RNA of Lathyrus sativus (Indian pea), 456 nucleotides long. Lineage: Eukaryota; Viridiplantae; Streptophyta; Magnoliopsida; Fabales; Fabaceae. The record is from the annotation of a GenBank genome assembly.
AUGGAUGGUGAAUACAACUUUUCUUCCAUGUCCUUAGCAUCAAAUCCUUCAUUGGAGAAACAAAUGAGUCCCAAGUCACCACUUCCAGGGUUUGUAGAUUUUCAUGGGAAGAGAAAACAGAUUGUAAAGAUUCAAGCUUUGGAAAGAGAAAUUAAUUUGCUUCAGGAAGAGUUAAAAUCACUAGAAGGUCUUCAAUCAGCUUCAACAUGCUGCAAAGAGCUUGAUGAUUUCGUAGGUUCUAUUUCAGAUCCCUUCACACUCACAGGAAAGCACACAAUCUCUGAAUCUCAUUACUUCAAGAAGCAGAUUAGUCUUCCAUGCUGUUCCUGCAAAUGCUAUCUUCAUAAGAAAGUUGCAAAGGGUUGUUGUUCAUGCUGUUCAUCAUCAAACUUCAAAUGUUUUGGUAGCAGUUGCUUGAAGAGUACUAGAUUGUCGAAAAUUGUUGCCAAGUUUUGA